Molecule: messenger RNA, 2034 nt
Organism: Ostreococcus tauri
Lineage: Eukaryota; Viridiplantae; Chlorophyta; Mamiellophyceae; Mamiellales; Bathycoccaceae
Product: ABC transporter, conserved site
Exons: 1
Coding region: 1-2034 (677 amino acids)
Molecular function (GO): ATP binding; ATP hydrolysis activity
Source: RefSeq, a predicted model, not a curated record
AUGUCUCGCGUCGUCGUCGCGCGCGUCCAUCACCCUCGCUCGGUCGCGACGAACGCGAGCAAAAAAGCCGCCCGCAAGGCGAAGACGGUCGCCUCGAAGCGCUCGACCCCGCCGCCGCCGACGGUCGACGUCAUCGUCCCGGCGGCGGACGACGCUGCGCCGUCGAACGGCGACGUCGACGUCGUCGACGCGAGGGUGGACGCGUACGGAGGAUUAGGAUUCGAAAACGACGUCGCGAUUCCGUACGGGCCGACGAGCGGGGCGGCGUUGAGAAUAGAUGAGGUGAUGUUAUCCGUGGGGGACGUGGACUUGUUGAGCGAGGCGAGCGCGAUGGUCAUGCCGGGACAGAAGGUUGGAUUGGUCGGUGGAAACGGAUGCGGGAAAUCGACGCUGUUGAAGUGCAUCGCGGGAAAGCGAAGCGUGCAGGAUGGAGCGAUCGCGAUCUCGCCCGAGCUCGAGGUCGGGUACUUUGAGCAGACGGCGGUGAGCGGGAGCCAGUUGACGGUGUAUCAAGAGGCUCGAGCGCGUAUGGAUCGAAUCAACGCCGCGGAGAAGGCGCUGCGGGAGGCGGAGGCGAUGUGCGAGACGGAUGAUGAUAAGGAUGCGUGCAUGGCGGCGGAUAAAUUGAUGGAUUGCUUGGCUGAGUUCGAGGCUGCCGGCGGGUACGAGGCUGAGAAGCGCAUCGCAAACGUGCUCGACGGGCUCGGUUUUUCUCGCUCGCAGUGGGGCGUGAAGUGCGAUGAUCUCUCGGGUGGUUGGCAAAUGCGCGUCGCCCUCGCGCGACUACUGCUCUCGCCUGCGGGGUCGGGUGAGAAUGGGCUUUUGUUACUCGACGAGCCGACGAAUCACUUGGACGAAGCCUCGAAGACGUGGCUCGCGAAGUGGAUCAAGGAUAGCUCGGCGACGACCAUCAUCGUGAGCCACGAGGCCGAACUCUUGGACGGCGCGUGCACGCACAUGGCCGAAGUUCGUGGACGAGGUCUCCAUUGGUACGUUGGAAACUUUACAAAGUUCUUGGAAGCGAGAGACGAGCGCAUCGCCCUCGCGAAGGCGACGUACGAGAAGCAACAAGCUGAAGAGGCUGAGCUCAAGGAUUUCAUUCGCCGAUUCUCCGCGAACGCGAGUAAAUCCACGCAAGCGCAAUCGCGCCAAAAGCUUUUGGACAAACUGCAGAAGGAAAUGCGCAAGACUGUGUCCGCGGCGACGGCGACGGUUUCCUCCGAUGCCGCCGGCGACGCAAGCAAGAUGAACUUGAAAUUGACGAAGCCACCGCCGUCGAACCAAGUGCAACUCAAGCUGAAUGACGCCGUCCUAGGAUACAAGCCGGAAACACCGAUCUUGAGAGGGUCAUUGACUCUCGAGCGGGAUAUGCGAGUGGUCGUGCUCGGACCUAACGGGGCGGGAAAAUCCACCUUGCUCAAAUCCAUCUCCGGAACCAUGCCGCUCAUCUCUGGCGAGCGCGAGAUCACCGACGAACGAGUGAAACUCGGUGUUUUCUCUCAAGAUUUGGCGCAAUACUUGCCCAAGGAGAAGACUUGUCUCGAAUAUGUACUUGAUGUCGCUCGCGAAGACGAUCCUCUUUGCGUUGAACAAUUCGGCCGUCAAGCCUUGGGCGCGCUCGGCAUCACCGGAACCAUGGCACUUCGAAAGAUUGGAAGCCUCUCGGGGGGCGAAAAGGCUAGAGUCGCGCUCGCCGCAUUUGUGCUUCAACCGCGUAACUGUCUCUUGCUCGACGAGCCUUCGAACCACUUGGACGUGGGCGCCGUCAAGGCUUUAACCGACGGUUUGCAAGACUGGAACGGCUGUUUGUUUGCCGUCUCGCACAACAAGGCGUUUUGCGAAUCUCUUCAACCGACCCACGUCAUUCGCGUCAAAAAUGGUGAAUUCGUCAUGGAAAACUGCUAUGGUUUGACAGAUGCCGAUUUCGAACACGAGGAACAAACUGGCGACGCGACAGCCAUGGCCGCCGCCGCCGCCGCCGCCAUUGAAGAAGCUGUCUCGGUGGAGACUGAAACUCUCACUCCGGCUCGUUAG